Molecule: messenger RNA, 1066 nt
Organism: Rhineura floridana
Lineage: Eukaryota; Metazoa; Chordata; Lepidosauria; Squamata; Rhineuridae
Gene: PSMA2
Product: proteasome 20S subunit alpha 2
Exons: 8
Coding region: 95-799 (234 amino acids)
Biological process (GO): ubiquitin-dependent protein catabolic process
Cellular component (GO): proteasome core complex; proteasome core complex, alpha-subunit complex
Source: RefSeq, a predicted model, not a curated record
GCCAAGAUUUGAGAGUGCGCAGCCUCAGAAGAGUCAGCCGCCUUGGGGGUGGGGUUGGGCGGAGCAGUGAGGUUGUUCGCUCGUGCUGGUCAAAAUGGCGGAACGCGGAUACAGCUUCUCUCUCACCACAUUCAGUCCUUCUGGAAAGCUUGUUCAGAUUGAAUAUGCCCUGGCAGCUGUUGCAGCAGGAGCCCCAUCAGUUGGAAUUAAAGCGGCAAAUGGUGUGGUGCUGGCAACGGAGAAAAAGCAGAAGUCCAUUCUGUAUGAUGAACGAAGUGUACACAAAGUGGAACCCAUUACCAAACACAUAGGCUUGGUAUAUAGUGGCAUGGGCCCGGAUUACAGAGUACUUGUCCACAGAGCACGCAAAUUGGCCCAGCAGUACUACUUGGUUUAUCAUGAACCUAUUCCAACAGCUCAGCUAGUACAGAGGAUUGCUUCUGUAAUGCAAGAGUACACACAAUCUGGGGGUGUACGCCCGUUUGGUGUAUCAUUGCUAAUAUGUGGGUGGAAUGAGGGACGACCAUAUUUAUUCCAGUCGGAUCCAUCAGGGGCUUACUUUGCAUGGAAGGCAACUGCAAUGGGAAAAAACUAUGUGAAUGGAAAGACAUUCCUUGAAAAGAGGUACAAUGAAGACCUGGAGCUUGAAGAUGCCAUUCAUACUGCUAUCUUGACGCUAAAGGAAAGUUUUGAAGGACAAAUGACAGAAGAUAACAUAGAGGUUGGCAUCUGUAAUGAGGCAGGAUUUAGAAGACUCACCCCAACUGAGGUUAAGGAUUACCUUGCUGCAAUUGCCUAGUGUGAGUUAAGGAAGACUUCCUGGAUACAUGCAAAGAUCCUUCCCCCCCCCAGCCAUUUAAAUAUUUGGCUUCUGCACUCUCAUUUCUACUUCGUUUAUCAGCUAGAUUUUUUAAAAAGGAAAUGUUAUGGAUUCAAAUACUACUGUCCUAAUAUUGAAUUGUGGAAUUAUUGUUCUUAAAACAUUAAACACUGUACAGGAAUAGCCAACCUGAAAAAAUAAAGAUACAAAGAGUGGUGUAAUUUCUGGGUAAAACUUCAAAAGGUA